Uloborus diversus is the source of this 1002-nucleotide messenger RNA. Its product is annotated as high mobility group protein HMG-I/HMG-Y-like. Lineage: Eukaryota; Metazoa; Arthropoda; Arachnida; Araneae; Uloboridae. The transcript is spliced from 6 exons. The coding region runs from base 144 to 419 and encodes 91 amino acids. The record is from RefSeq and is a predicted model, not a curated record. Gene Ontology annotation, biological process: regulation of DNA-templated transcription. Gene Ontology annotation, cellular component: chromatin; nucleus. Gene Ontology annotation, molecular function: DNA binding; transcription coregulator activity.
GCCAUCGUUCGCCGGUUGGUCGCUUUCUACACCAUCUGCCGCAAACUGCGAAAGCGCGGGACGUAGUGCACCUUUUAGUCGGUCUCUGUUUAGAGAAUCCAUCAUCCUUUUGCCAUUUUCUUUUAGAAGAACAGUCUUCAGAAAUGUCUGAUUCAGAAGCUGGUGGUGAUACUGCUAAAAAAGGGCGGGGACGCCCUAAGAAGGCUGCAGAGCCGAGAAGUGAAAGCAAGGACAGUGAUGAACCUAAGGCUAAAAGGGGGCGAGGAAGACCUAAGGGUACAGCCAAAAAAGCAAAAAAGGCAAGCAGUAGUUCAUCUGCUUCUUCUGGAAAGCGUGGACGUGGAAGACCAAAGAAAGGCGACAGCAAAGAAAAAAAUUCAUCAGACCAAGGAUCCGGUGCAAGCGAUAAGGAUGAUUAAACAACAUGCCAAAACUAGAUUUGUGAGAAGCCAUCUUCUAUUCUGAUGCACAGCUGCUAGAAUUUCUUCAUGUUUAAACAAUUAUCACAACUCAUGAUUUAACUUUUCUAUUCAUCUGAAGAGCAGUUUUCUCACAAGUCAUUUUUAAAUAUAAUAGUACAAGUUUUUAUUUUGUCAACAUUGUCAUUUAUAUUGUGUGCUGCAAAUGUUUGCAAAAAGGCCUGCAUGUCAUCAGAAUAUGAAAUCAUCAUCAACAUGGUUUUUAUUAUGUUAAUAUUGCAUUAAGCUCUUUGAUCAUUUUAGUGUGUGACUGUCAGUGUAGUUUAUCAUGCUUUGCAUUUUAGUGUGGCUGGCUAGUUGUUUUUAAUAUUUUACAUAGUUUAUUUAAUUGCAUUUAACAAGAAAACAUUUUAACAAGAACAAAGCUGUAAAAUAAAAAUCUGAUUUUAAAUGUGCUUUGUUGCAAAUACAGAGCCAUUGGCAAUGUCAUAGUAUUAGCUUAAUGUAUCAUGCAUUUUUCUGUUACAAGUAGCAGAUGUAAAUGUGAAGAUGGAUUUUGUCAAUAAAAAUAUUUAAAACUUUG